CUCUACACGACGGAGCGGCAAAUCGCGUCUUCUCCAACUCGCAAGCCGCUCGCUCGCUCUCCUUUUCUCCCCUUCUGUCUCCUCCCUUCCUCUUUCCUUUUCAUUCUCCCUCCUUCCUUCUCCUUCUCUCUCUCUUUUUCUUUCUUUCUCUUUCUCUCUUUCCUUGUCCGUUCACGCAUCUUGCUUCUCUCUCUCGGUGUAUCGGUCCCUCCCUGCGUUCGUCGCACUGUUCCUUAUCCACCCGUUGUUGUGUGUGCUCCUUUUUCCUCGGCCCAUUCAUCCUUCUCGGUCCACCUUUCUGUCUUUUUCUUAUCCGAUCGUUUCUCCGCGCGCGAGCGUGUGCUGCCGCGCUUUCCUCUCGCCGCGAGUCUCUCCGUCCUCGUCCUACGGCCUACAGCUACCUGGCCGUGUUACGGCGGGGUUCCGGAUACGCGCGUCGACUUCGUCAACGUUGUCGUGCGGUACGUUCUACCAAGAAUUCCAGUGCCACGUCUCGAGUAGCGGCGAUCGGUCGGUUUGGUUGGUCGCUUGCUUGCUCUGUCGGUUGUUCCGUUCGACAGUAUCGUCGCGUGUAUCAUCCAAUGUGUAAUACAGCAUUCGUGAUAAUGUUUAUCGUUUACCGUGUUUUUUCUUUCGCGACGGGUUUAAAAAGUUGAUACGAUACGAGUGUGUAACAGUCGUUAGGUCUCUCGGAGGAAGGAACUCGUGGGUGUUGUUCGUUGUCUUUGAUACACGUGACAGUUCGGUGUACGCUUGGAAUUAUUGCUUAUACCUUAACGUGUAUAUAUAUACGUGUACAUAUUGAACGAAAAAUUUCGUUGUAGGCGACGACCAGCGUCCUCGAAAUAUACGACCCGAGAAAGAAACGAAAAUCGAGAGGGGAGGAGGCACGCCACUAUCGCAACAACGGGUCGCAAAAGUGAAUUUUGAAGGAAGAAUCGAGAGUCUUCCAUCGACUUGAAGUGCCAUACAGUAAUAAUAAACCUUCCAUUAAGAUAAGUUUACCGCUCUUAAGUAAGUUGUGUGUUUUCAACUUUACGAAACUAUAAUACGCGAGAAGAGAGAGAGAGAUUGACAUUGAUCCGAAAGGGAACAAGGAGAAACGUCAGUGUUUUUGUUUUUUUUGUGCGUGUACGUCACGUAUGUUGGCGAACGAAGGGAAAACGAGACAGUGAAAAAAGAAAAAAGAAAAGAAAUAAAGUUACGGCAUACGCGAGAAAGAGGAAAGGAAAGAAACGAGAGGAAGAAAGGGCCGAUGAACAAGGGAAGACGUCGUUCAGUCGUUGGCUGGUUACGAAACAACCUCGUAAGAAGAUUCGUAGCGGGCUUAACUGGUUAACGAGAUGUCCACUCAGGCUUAUUACAAGGAGAGGCUCGGCUUCGAUCCGGCCGAUACCGUGGCUGAACACCACCGUGAGCAGAGAUCGCAGCACGGAUACGAGGAGUCUCUGUCCAAGUUCAAAGGUCAGAACGAAAAUGGAUAUUCGUGGAUGAUGGAACGACGGGUGGAAAAUUGGCGGGUGGAAGGGGCGGCCGCGGAGGAACACCGUUCCGGCAGCACUCAGGCUUUCUGGGGUUGCUGGGCGAUGUUCAUCGAGGCGCACGACGAACGAGACGCGAUACAAAAGAAAACAUUUACCAAAUGGGUGAACAAGCAUCUGAAAAAGACUUACACGUGCCUGCACGUGUGCGUCCUUGUCAACAAUCAACCAUGCUGUUCCCCCACUGCCAGCAGACAUGUCGGAGAUUUGUUCGAAGACCUGCGGGACGGGUACAACCUCAUUUCCUUGCUGGAGGUUCUCUCGGGCGAGCAUCUCCCGCGAGAACGAGGUCGGAUGCGUUUCCACAUGCUGCAAAACGUGCAGAUGGCUCUUGACUUUUUACGUUAUAAGAAAAUCAAACUCGUCAAUAUACGUGCCGAGGAUAUCGUGGAUGGAAACCCAAAGCUGACCCUAGGUUUGAUAUGGACCAUCAUACUACAUUUCCAGAUAUCCGAUAUCGUGGUUGGUCAGGAGCCUAAUGUGACCGCCCGGGAGGCGCUUCUGAGAUGGGCCAGACGAUCGACGGCGCGCUACCCCGGAGUACGCGUCACGGAUUUCACCGGCUCGUGGAGGGAUGGAUUGGCAUUCAGCGCGUUGAUCCAUCGGAACAGACCAGACCUGGUCGAUUGGAGGAACGCUCGUGCCAGUCAACCGCGAGAGCGGCUCGAUCGUGUGUUCAACGUCGCGGAGCGCGAGUAUGGCGUUACGAGGCUUCUCGAUCCUGAAGACGUGGACACCCCCGAACCGGACGAGAAGUCCUUGAUAACGUAUAUCUCUUCGCUCUACGACGUGUUCCCGGAGCCGCCGCCCAUUCACCCGUUGUACGACGCCGAGGCCCAAAGGCGGUCCGAGGAGUACAGGGAGCUCGCGAGCUCCCUCCACCUGUGGAUCCGCGAGAAGAUGUGCCUGAUGCAGGAGCGCGCCUUCCCCCCCACUUUGAUCGAGAUGAAGAAGCUCGCCGCGGACAGCACGAAAUUCAAGAACGAGGAGGUGCCGCCCCGUUACAGGGACAAGCAACGGCUCUCCUAUCUGUUCAGGGAUCUGCAGAAGUACUUCGAGGCGGUGGGCGAGGUGGACAUCGAGGCCGAGCUUCACAUCGAGGUGAUCGAGAAGAAUUGGAACCGAUUGAUGAUGCUCCACCAGGAGAGGGAGCAGGCUAUAGUCGACGAGAUAAAACGGCUCGAACGGCUGCAACGAUUGGCGGAGAAAGUGCACAGAGAGAUGAAAUCGACCGACAAUCGGCUGGAGGAGCUGGAGAGAAGGGUGGAGGACGAGGCGAGACGCCUCGACCGACUUCAUCCUUUGGAGGCGAAACACGCCGUCGAUCUUCUCGAGCAGGACAUACGUAACACCGAGAUCCAGAUUCAGAAUAUCUUUACCGACGUGCACACUCUUACCGAGGGACGAUACAGUCAGGCGGCCGAACUGCACAAAAGGGUUCAAAAGCUACAUCAACGGUGGGUCGCGUUGCGAUCUCUUCUUCACAAACGUUUGGUACAGCCGCUUUCGGCCGUUUCGUUCCCGGUCGAGGAACGCGUGGUCACGAAACACCGCACCACCGUGCACGAGACCCGGCUGGUCGACACGAAUCCGCACUUCCGUUCGUUGCACGAUUGCAUCGACUGGUGCAAGGCGAAGAUCAAGCAGCUCCAGGACGCUGAUUACGGGUCCGACUUGCCGAGCGUGCAGAACGAAUUGGACGUCCAUCAGAAGGAGCACAAGAACAUAGAGCAAUUCCAUCCCAAGGUUGACAGAUGCGUGCAGGCAAAGAGUCAUUUCCACGGCGAGGAGUCGACCUUGUACAGCCAACAUUUGGCCGUGCUUCAGAAACUUUACACCGAGUUGUUGGCCGCCUCGAACAAGAGGCUCUCCGACCUCGACACGCUUCUCGAUUUCAUACAAUCGGCCACAGGCGAGUUGGUCUGGUUGAGCUCCAAGGAGGAGACGGAAGUGACGCGCGACUGGAGCGACAAGAAUUUGAACGUGCAGAGCAUCGAACAGUAUUACGAGUCCCUGAUGAGCGACCUGGAGAAGCGAGAGAUCCAGUUCUCAGCGGUGCAGGACCGGGGCGAGGCUUUGGUCCUUCAACACCAUCCUGCCGCCAAAACUAUCGAGGCCUAUAUGUCCGCGAUGCAGAGCCAAUGGGCCUGGCUUCUUCAAUUGACCCUUUGCCUGGAGGUCCACUUGAAGCACGCUGCCCAGAGCCAGCAAUUCUUCCGCGAUAUCCAACAAGCGGAGCAGUGGAUCUCGAAGAGGGACGAGACUCUGAACACCAUUUAUUCCCAAUCUGAUUUCUCGUUGGACGAGGGGGAACGAUUGUUGAAAGGUAUGCAAGAAUUGCGGGAGGAGUUGAACGGUUACGGGGACCACGUGCAAAAGCUGGUCGACCAGGCCAAGGACGUGGUCCCUAUGAAGCAGCGGAGGCAGCCCGUGACGCGGCCCAUGCAAGUCGCAUGCGUGUGCAGUUACAAACAGGUUAACAUGUCGAUCGAGAAGGGCGAGCAGUGCACGCUGUACGACAACUCUGGCAGAAUAAAGUGGCGAGUGAAGAAUCAGGAGGGGAUCGAGACGCCCGUGCCAGGCGUUUGCUUCGCUCUCCAACCGCCGGACAAGGACGCCCUCGACGCAGCGGAAAGACUGCGGCGGCAGUACGACAGGAGCAUCGCGUUGUGGCAACGGAAGCAGCUACGGCUGCGGCAAAACAUGAUAUUCGCUACCAUCAAAGUGGUGAAAGGUUGGGAUUUGCCUCAGUUCUUGGCGAUGGGUCAGGAUCAAAGGACAGCAAUCAGGAAGGCGUUGAACGAGGACGCGGAGAAAUUGUUGUCCGAGGGGGACCCGGCCGACCCCCAAUUGAGACGGUUGAAGAGGGAGAUGGCAGAGGUGAACAAGCUGUUCGACGACCUGGAGAAACGCGCGAGGGCGGAAGAGGAGUCGAAGAACGCCGGGCGCAUCUUCAACGAGCAGAUCUCCACCCUUCAACAAUCCCUGGACGAGGCGGAGAGGCUCUUGAACAACCGGGUGGCGGCUCCGUUGCCCAGGGACAUGGACACCCUGGAACACCUGGUGUUGCAGCACAAAGACUUCGAGCAAAGCCUGAGACGGUUGGCCCCCGAUCUCGACAGGGUUCAGCAAACAUUCCGCGGUAUCACCUUGAAGACGCCCGCGAUGAGGAACAAACUGGACGCCGUGACCACCAAGUGGACCCAGAUCUGGAACUCGAGCAAUCUGUACAUCGAGCGAUUGAAGUGCGUGGAGAUAGUGCUCUCGAGGCUCGAGGAGAAUACUACGGCUAUAUCCGAGAUCGAGGUGAAGCUGGCCUCGUUCGACGAGCUCCCCUCGGAUAUAAAGGGAUUGCAAAACGUGUUGGAGGAUUUGAUGGUGCUUCAGAACGCCAUCGCCCAACAGCAGACAGCGAUGGAUCAGCUGAACGAGGACGCGCACAACGCUAGACGGCUGGUCGAGAAGUCGAGAGGGAGCCAUCGUGGCCCUCACUCGGACGUGGACCGCUUGGACGACGAGGUGAACAGGCUGAAUUCCAGGUGGACCAACAUCUGCGGCCAACUGGUGGACAGGCUUCGUAGCGCGGAAACAGCUUACGCGUUGGCCCAGCAAUUGGAGCACUCUUACAGAAACGAGGUCGAUUUCGUCGACGAGUCGUACAACAGACUCGAGAUGGAGAACGCGAAGAACCUGUUGAACAGAGUGGUGGAACGAGCACCUGCGAUCGAAGCGGUAAAUGUGACGGGAGGUCGAUUGAUUCGCGAAGGAAAGAUCUACGGACAAAGGCUUCGAGCGUUCAAGGAACAAUUGGAAGAUAUCUGCCCGUCUUUGGAUGCUUCGGUGAAAAAGCCUCGUCGAGAGUUCGUCUCGACGGUGGACGACAUCGCGCGUGAUCUAGAUACCCUCAACAGAAGAUACACCACGCUUGUCAAUAUACUUCAGGAUCGGGUUAGACAGCUGGCAACGCAAUACCCCGAGGACACGUCUCUACAGCGCGCUCUCCAGGAGCAGAGGCCGCUGAGGACGUUCCGCACCGAGUUCAACAUAUACGAGAACAGCAGCUGCGAGGAACGUUACACCUCCACGACCACCCACUACACACAAUCGCAGUACAGCCUGGAACGACACGAGAGGACUGAGCGCACUGAGAGGAGGGAGAUAAGCGAGAGGAGCGAGACCAUCGUCUCGUCCAGCGACGCUGUACGACGCUCCAGUUCCCAGGAGAGCGCUCGCCUGGAGAGUGGAAGCGGAUCUAUCGGUCAGGAUGGCGGGACGCCGACCCGGGAGAUCGAGGUCGAAGAAAAAUCGUCUCGAAAACUGGAGGAGAAGGAGGAGAAGGAGAAGAGGAGGAGGACGAUGACGUCAUCGAGCCUCGUCGACGCCACUACCAGCGAGCGUUCUAGCGAGAUUAGGAGUUUAAAGAGGAGCUUAGAGAGGGCGGAAGAGGGCGUAGGUAGAGAGAACGUAAUCGAUGCUAGGGGUAUCGUAGAUCCACGUACCGGGCAACUGUUGACCGUGGGCGAGGCGAUAAACCUUAGGAUCUUGGACGUUAGGAGGGGUAGGAUAACGUGCUCGAGGGACGGGAAAAGCACUUCCGUCACUAUAGAGGAAGCGGCGCGCGAGAAGAUGAUCGAGACGCGUCUCGCCGACCGUCUCCUAGGUCCGUGCGGAUACGACGAGGAGGGACGGCCGGUGUCUCUGCUCGGGGCGAUCCAGCGGGAGCUGUUCGACGCCGAGAAAGCGGACGGUGUUGCGGGAGAUAGAGCGAAGGUAACUUACUACAGAGAGUGUGGUGGAGGAGGAGGGAGUAGACCGGCGGCGGCCGAUGAGGUUAGCGCGGUUAGCGUAGCCGAUGCGAUGAUGAGGGAGGAGCACGACGACGACCGCGACGACAGAGACGGGGACAAACACGACGACGAGGACGUAGGCAGGUUGGGAGAGGCGGCUUUGGAUCCGCGCACGGGCGAGCUCGUUACCGAGGGCGGCGAGAGGCUGUCGGUCGAGGAGGCCCACGCGAGGGGCUACCUGGCCAAGUUAGACGUGACCGUGACGGUGAAGAGGGGGGGCGCGUUCACCCUCUCCGACGCGAUAAACCACGGCCUGGUGGACGAGGCGGGCCGUGUCCUGGAUAGGAUCACGGGCGAGUACCACACCCUCGACGAGGCCGUCGAGAAGGGGAUCCUGGAUCCGACCGUGAAGGAGAUCGUCGACCCGAGGACAGGGAACGACAAGAUCACCCUACGCGAAGCCCUCCACCUGGGCACGAUCGAUUCGAGGAGCGGGAAAUACGUGACAGUGGAGAGAGAGGGGAGGAAGAGGAGGAGGAGCUCUAUGUCGCUGAAGGAGGCGCGUAAGUCGCGCCUAAUAGCCGAGCCUAUGACCUUGAAAGAUUGCCACGACGCGGGGAUGAUGGACGAAAGGGGGAGCAGCGUCGCGAGCCCGAGCAAGCGCGGGUUAAAGUUGUCCCUGAUGGAGGCGAUGCGGGUGGGGAUCCUCGACGAGGAUCGGUUGAGAUCCGUCACGGAUACGAGGACCGGCGAGAUGGUGACGUUGGCCGAGGCUGUGAGGCGCGGCCUGAUCGAUGCUGGAAGGGGGACGUACGUGGACGCGAGCACCAACGAGGAGACUAGUGUCUCGGAGGCCGUGGAGAGAGGGCGGAUCGUGUCGCUCGUUCGCAGAACGAUAUUCGACGUGGACGGGUUCAAGGAUCCGUCGAGCGGGGAAUACGUGAGCUUGAACGCAGCGCUGCUCAAAGGUUUGAUCCGGUCGGAGUCGGGUGGCGGUGUCUACGCGGUGGAUCCGGGCAGCGGGACGUCGAUCUCGUUGGCGGAGGCCGAGGAGCGGGGCUACGUCCGGCCCGAAGUGUCCGAGAUGCUGAACCGGGGGAUCGGGAUGGCGAGGGAGGGUAGAGAGAUGACGCUGCUCGAGGCGAUUCUCUCCGAGUCGAUCGACCCGAGGACGGGGAUGUUGUUGGAUCGUAGCCGCGGCAGGAGACCGAUACCUCUCGAGGACGCCAUCAAGAGGGGCCUCAUCACUCCCGAUGGCGCUGCGUUGCUCACCGGUCUUUUGAACAUCACCGUCACCACGCAGACGAGAAGGAAGGAAAUUCGGGAGGAGAGGGGUAGAAUGGACGAUACGGAUGUGGUCGAUAACGCGGUUUCCUUCGACGACGACGUUCCAAGAGCGAUAGGCACGACCACCACCAUUAUCGCCAAAGAUCGCGUGGUCUCGAGGGACGCGAGAACGAGGACGAACGAACCGAUUGACUCGUCGUCAGGAGGCUCCUUCUCGGGGUGGGUACUCGAGCGCAAGGAUCCGGAUCAAGAUCAGGACACGAGCGUGGCGAACGAGUUCGCGAAGGAGGAGGACGGAGCGGGUGGGGGUUGGUCGACGACCGAGAAACGAGUGUUCGAAUUGCCCACCGACGGUUGGUCCCUGUCCGAGGCGAUCGAGAGAAAAUUGUUCGACCCGACCACAGGCCUGUUCAUAAUACCAGGCACGGACAGGCUAGUCUCGUUCGAGGAGUGCGUCAAGUUACGGAUAAUCGAUCCCAACUCGAGCCUCGUGAUCGAUCCGAGCAACGGGAGAAAAGUUUCCCUUCUACGAAGUUUGGAGAAGAGCAUCCUCGACUCGACCGGCCAUUACACGAGCCCGCGAAAGAUCACGAUGAAGGAGGCGAUCGACCAAGGAUUGAUCGUUCUCGACGACGGCAACCGAACGGAGACGGAGACGAAGUACGACGAGAACACCUCGUCGCAACACAGGCUUCUACGAAUCACGAAAGUAGUCGGCGAACCGGACAAACUGGAGGUGACCCGAUCUGACGACCCGUCCAAACGAUUCGAGAUAAAAAUCUCCGAGGCGGGCCACUCCAUACCCGACCCGGUCAGAGUUUCCCGAGGCCUGAUCUACGAUCCUAGCACUGCGCUCGUCAUAUCGACGGAGAGCGGAAGAUCGACCGAGUUGCUUCAAGCUUUGUCCGACGGCACUCUACCGCCCGAGUUGGUCCUAGUUAAAGAUCCCGCCACGGGGAGGGACGUUUGCAUAACCGAAGCUGUGCAGCGUGGAAUCGUGGAUUCGGACACGGCGCGUUACAACUUGGACAAACGUAGAAAGAUAUCCCUCCUCGACGCUGCGAAAUUCGGUAUAGUGAGCGUGAUUGGCACGCCUCUCGUCCCGAUCGCUUCGUCGACCACGCCCACCAAAGACCACGGUGUCCCCGCCUACAGGACGGAGGCGGAACGAAUCGCGAGGGAGCAAGCGUUAUCUCCCGUCGAUCAGGAAGAAAUUUCCGUGACCGGUAAACCGCCCGCCUCCGUCUCGAUCUCGGAAUCGGAUUCGGCGAUCGGCUCCACCUCGGUCGUCGAUUCAGCCACCGAUUUUUCCCCCACAGCAGCGAGCGAGGAGCCCUCCGUCUCGAGGACGGAGGAGGAAUUGGAGGGUGACUUGAAGUUUCAAUACGCCACCAACGCCAUCGUCGUCCAGCGGCCAUCGCCCGAGACGGAACUCGAAACGGAAACCGAUAUCGUCCUUCAGAAAAUGAGGAAGAGAGUGAUGAAGACGAGAGAGGCACUCGAGACUGGAUUCAUCGACGAGGAGACGGCCGAGAUCUUGAGCAAAGAAUCUAUCAUUACCGCAGACGGUAAACCAGUUUCCUCUCUGUCCGACGCCAUUCGAAGCAACCGAAUAGACGCUCGCCGGGGACGGAUAAUCGACCCGCAGAGGGGGGACGUUCUCACCAUUGGCGAGGCCGUGGAGCGCGGUGUCCUGGACCCCGUGAGCGGCGACGUUCUCGUACCGUUGGCGAAAAGUUUGUCGAUCCCCGGCCUCUACCAGCAAGGCCUGCUCGACCCCAGGGAGGGGAAAGUUGUCCAUCCGGAGACGGGCGCCCGCCUCACCCUCGGCGAGGCGAUCCUCUGCGAGAUAGUCGACCCGUUGUCCGAGCUGACCUGCUCCGACGGGCGCGUGGAGACCUUGCGCGGCGCCAUCGAGAGCGACCUCGUCGACCCCGACAGAUCAUUGAUAAAGACGAGGGAAGGGGGCAGCGUGGGCCUGGUCAAAGCUGUGGAGAGCCGCUCCGUGUUCGCAGACUCUCCCAAAGAGGAUCCUCGCCGACAGAGGAGGAUCAUCCCCCCAGCUGGGAUGACGUUCGCCGUAGCCCUCGAGCGAGGUUUGAUCGACGCCUCGGGCAAGGAGAUACGACACCCCAUCACGGAGGAACGCCUACCCCUGGAAGAGGCUAUAAGAGGAAACUUCAUAAUGUCGUUACCCUGUCCCGUCACCUCGGACAGCAUGGAGGUGACCAAAGCGUUGGAGGCUGGGCUGAUCGAUCGAGAGAAAGGGGUGUACGUACAUCCGACGACUGGUACGCCUGUCAGCCUGGCCACAGCCAUCGAGUCGGGUUUGUUGAUCGUGAAGCCGGCCACGGUGACGAGGACGUCGAAGGGGGUGACGGAGACGGUGACGCGUUAUCACACGGUGACCAGGAAAACCGUGGUGAUCUCGCCGGGUUACGAGUUGGCGAGCGGGGACGAGGUGAGGAACGUGGAGACGGGGGACGUUAUGGGGAUCGAGGAGGCUCGAGGGAUGGGGAUCGUGAGGGACGAGGGGUCGGCGAGGAGGGAGCGUUUCACGACCAAGGACGUGAGGACGACGCUCGACCGCGCGUUCGAGAGAGGUUUGCUCGACAUGAGGGAGGGCACUUACACCGAUCCGUCGACGGGGCGCUCGAUGCCUAUUGGACGGGCGAUCGAGAGCGGGUUGUUGGAGGAGGGGUCGUCGAGGAGGGUGGAAAGGAUCGACCGGGUGUACGACGAGGGGACGGAGAGGUUUUUGGAUCCAGAGACGAGGGAGUCGUACACGCUCAGCGAGGCGAUGGAGGUGGGACUGGUGGAUCCGGACACGGUGAUCUACGACACGGGGACAGCGGGCACGGUGACGGCGAGGGAGGCGGUGGAGAGGGGGAUGAUCGACCCCGUCACGGGGAGGACGAGGGAGGAUCGAGGGGGUGGCGCGGUGUCGUUGAAGCAAGCGGCGAAAUUGGGGCUGUUGGCGGUGGUCGCCGCGCCGGUUCUUGCUGGAAAAGCGGUGUACGACGCCUUGGCGAGGAGAGAUGGAGGGGAGAAGGAACGGGUUGGGGAGGAAGAGGAAAAGGCGGCGAGGAAGGGGUCUUCGAGGGUGGACGAAGCCGAGGAAUCGAGGGGGAAGAAGACUCCGGCUCGUGGACAGGGAGCGAUGAAGGAAGCUGUACAAGAGAUGGGUGUCGUCGAAGAAGGAGUGGAAAGGGAGAAGGAAACUAAAAUGGAUAUCGACGGAGAACGGGUAGAGUCGAAGAAAGAAGUCGUGUCGAAAGUGGAUAUGGAGAAGGAACGGGCGGGGAGUAAAAUAGAAUCUGUAACGAAAGUUGAACGAGUAGAACCUGAAUUAAAAGUGGAUGUAGACGGAGAAAAACUGGAGAGGAAGAAAGAACCCGUAGAAUCGAAAAAGGAAUCUGAACUAAAAAUGGAUGUAGACAGAGAACAAAUGGAGAGAAAGAAGGAACCUACGUCAAAAGAUGAUUUAAAACAAGCAGAACCGAAAAAGGAAUCUGAACUAAAAAUGGAUGUAGACAGGGAGGAAGUGGAGAGGAAGAAAGAACCUAUGUCAAAAGAUGACGUAAAACAAGUAGAACCGAAAAAGGAAUCUGAAAUAAAAAUGGAUGUAGACAGAGAGGAACUGGAGAGGAAGAAAGAAACCGUAGAAUCGAAAAAGGAACCUGAACUAAAAAUGGAUGUAGACAGAGAACAAAUGGAGAGAAAGAAAGAACCUAUGUCAAAAGAUGAUUUAAAACGAGUAGAAUCGAAAAAGGAACCUGAAUUAAAAAUAAAUGUAGACAGGGAGGAAUUGGAGAGGAAGAAAGAACCUGUAUCAAAAGGUGAUGCGGAACAAGUAGAACCGGACAAGAAACUCGUAUCAGAAAUGGAUGUAGACAGAGAAGAAGUGGAAAGGAAGAAAGAACCCGUGGAAUCGAAAAAGGAACCUGAACUAAAAAUGGAUGUAGACAGAGAACAGGUGGAGAGGAAGAAAGAACCCGUAUCAAAAGAUGAUUUAAAACAAGCAGAACCGAAGAAGGAACCUGUGCCAAAAGUAGAUGUAGACGAAAAACAGGUGGAGAGCAAGAAAGAACCGGUAUCUAAAAUUGAUGCUGAACAAGCAGAACCGAAGAAAGAACCUGUAUCCAAACUAGCUGGUGACGAAAAACAAGUAGAACACAAGAAAGAAUCUGAGAUGGAUAUUAACAAAGAACGAGUAGAAACGAAGAAAGAAUCUGUAUCAAAACCAGACAUAGACAAAGAAUCCAGAGAAUCUGUAUCUAAAAUAGACAUUGACAAAGAAUUGAUAGAGAGCAAGAAGGAAUUUGUAUCAGAAAUGGACAUAGAUAUCAAGAAGGAAUUUGUACCAAAAGUGGAUGUUGACAGAGAACAAGUGGAAACAAAGAAGGAAUCUGUAUCAAAAGUAGAUAUUGACAAAAAACUGACAGAGAGCAAGAAGGAAUUUAUAUCAGAAAUGGAUGUUGCUAGAGAAACUGUAUCAACACUAGACAUUGACAAAGAACUGAGAGAGAGCAAGAAGGAAUUUGUAUCAGAAAUAGACAUAGAUAUCAAGAAGGAAUUUGUAUCAAAAGUGGAUGUUGACAAAGAACUGAUAGAGAGCAAGAAAGAAUUUGUAUCAGAAAUGGAUGUUGCUAGAGAAACUGUAUCAACAAUAGACAAAGAACUGAUAGAGAGCAAGAAGGAAUCUAUAUCAGAAAUGAAUCUUACCAGAGAAUCUGUACCAAAAUUAAACAUUGACAAAGAACUGAUAGACAGCAAGAAGGAAUUUGUAUCAAAAUUAGACAAAGAACUAAUAGAGAGCAAGAAGGAGUUUGUAUCAGAAAUGGAUGUUACCAGAAAGUCUGUAUCAAAACUAGACAUUGACAAAGAAUUAAUAGAAAGUAAAAAGGAAUUUGUAUCAGAAAUGGACAUAGAUAGCAAGAAAGAAUUUGUGGAUGUUGCCAGAGAACAAGUGGAAACAAAGAAGGAAUCUGUAUCUAAAAUAGACAUUGACAAAGAUCUGAUAGAGGGCAAGAAGGAAUUUGUAUCAAAAAUGGACGUUACCAGAGAAUCUAUAUCAAAACUAGAACUAGACAAAGAAGAACUGAUAGAGAGCAAGAAGGAAUUUGUAUUAGAAAUGGAUGUUACCAGAGAAUCUAUAUCAAAACUAGAACUAGACAAAGAAGAAUUGAUAGAGAGCAAGGAGGAAUUUGUAUCAGAAAUGGAUCUUACCAGAGAAUCUGUAUCCAAAAUAGACAUUGACAAACAACUGAUAGAGAGUAAAAAGGAAUCUGUACCAAAACUAGAUACUGACAAAGAACUGAUAGAGAGCAAGAAAGAAUUUGUAUCAGAAAUGGACCUAGAUAGCAAGAAAGAAUUUGUGGAUAUUCCCAAAGAACGAGUGGAAACGAAGAAGGGAUCUGCAUCAAAACUAGAACUAGACAAAGAAGAACUGAUAAAGAGCAAGAAGGAGUUUGUUGAAACUGUAUCAAAACUAGACAUUGACAAAGAAUUGAUAGAAAGCAAGAAGGAUUUCAUAUCAAAAAUGGAUGUUGCCAGAGAAACUGUAUCAAAACUAGACAUUGACAAAGAACUGAUCAAAAACCAAUCAGAAAUAAGCUUCGACAAUGAACAAUUAGAAAAGGAGAAAUCCGUCUCUAAGCUGGAAGAAACGAAGGAACAAUUUACCUCGAAACUGGAUAUGGACGAAAUCCUAGUAGACAGCAAGAAAGAACCCAAACUGUCCAAAGUGGAAGAGAAACAAGAUAUCGGCGAAGAGCGAAGAGGAAAGGAGCCGGAUACGGAGAAACGAGAGGAAUCGACGAGCGAGGAAGAAGACGGGGAAUCGGAGGAGUCCGAGGAGAGAUUGACGAUCCGAGUGACGGCCGAUCUGACGUCUGGGGAUCUGGUCGCUCGUGGGGCGUACGAUCCCGACAAGGAGAAGUUCGUGGACCCGGAAACCGGAGAAGUCGUCUCGUUCCACGACUUCGUGUUGGAGCUAGGGAUCUUCGACCCGGACCACGUUCUCGUCAAGGAUCUAUCUUGCAAAACGAUGGACAGAUACGUGUCCCUCCGCGAAGCGAUCGCCAAGCCUCUGGUCGAUCGAAAUCUCGGAUACAUGGUCGACCCCAAAACCGGCAAAAGGAUACCGUUCUUCGAGGCCGCGAGAUCAGGCUUGAUAAAGGAAAGGCCUGCGAUGCCCAAGUCGGCGAUCGACGGCCAGCAAGCCUCGUUAACGCUACGCGACGCUGUGGAGAUCGGCCUCCUCGACCCGUCCACCCGCCAGCUACGCGACCCGGCCACCGACCGAACCUUCCCGUUGAACGAAGCGAUCCAACUCGGCCUGAUCGACCCGAACUCGAUCGACGUCCGGGACCCGGUCAACGACGAGCUCUCCUCCCUUCAAGAGGUGUUGGAAUCCGGGGCUAGGAUCGACGUCGAGGAGGCGUUCGUCAAGGGGCUGAUCGUGCCUGAAUCGCGGAAGCCGAUCUCGUUGGAGGCCGCCAUCAGGAAGGGGUUGUACGACGAGGCGACGGGCAGGAUAAGGGACCUGCUCACCGACCAGCUGAUAGACGUGGAGGAGAGCGUGAGGAGGGGUAUAAUCGACCCGUUGAUCACCGAGUGCGGGGACAGCAAGGCGGGGACGUUCUUGUCGUUGGAGGAGGCGCUUCGAGAGCCUCGGUUGUUCGACUCCUCGACCGGCCGCCUUCGGGACACGAGGAGCGGCGAGUCGCUCGCGUUGAGCGCAGCCCUCGACAGAGGUUUGAUAACCACCUGCGGGUUCGCGCCCACCCUGAUCGACGCCAUAGUGCGAGAGUAUUACUGCCCGAGGACGGGCCUCGUCUCGAAUCCGAGGACCGGCGAGGAGACCACGUUGAGGGAGGCGUUGGACACGGAUUACGUGGACGGGGGGACGACGGUGGUGAGGGACGACAGGAGCGACGAGGUGCUGUCCCUGAGGGAGGCCGGGGAGAGGCGACUGAUCGAUCUGGAGAGAGGGAUCCUCACCUCUCCCCACUCGAUGACGUUGAACGUGGCGUACGAGAAGGGCUACAUCCUGAGCACCGUCAAGCCUUGGUCGUUGCAACAGGCGUUGGCCCAUCAAACCUACGACCCGGAUCGGGGCCUGUUCGUGAUAGACGGGGUCGGUUACACCCUCGAGGACGCGUUGGAGAAGGGGUUGAUAGCCAGGGACAGCCCGUCGGUAAGGGACCCUAGGAGCAGCGAGAUCAUCUCUCUGGGCGAGGCUAUAGAGGCAGGCCUGAUCGACCCUAGAACCGGCACCGCCCUGGAUCCGUCCACGGCCGGCCAAAUCUCGUUGACGGACGCCGUGGAACGGGGCCUGGUCGUCCCCGCCAAGCGCAAGAUAUCCCUGCCCGAGGCUGUGUUCAAAGGGCUUUACGAGCCGGCCACGGGACGUUUCAUCGUGCCCGAGACGAGCGAGAAGUUGCAGACCGACAGGGCGAUCAAAGUUGGCGCCAUAGAUCCGAGCACCGCGGUGGUCGUCCGCCAACCUCACGGCCGAGCCAUCACGUUCAGCAAGGCCAUCAAGGAGCUGAUAGUGGACCCGAAGACGGGCACCGUGGCCAACGAGAAGGGGAAGCCGAUCGAUUUCCGCGAGGCGCUCGAGCGCGGGUUGCUCCUCGAGGCGCGCCGCCCUAUGACCUUCAGCGAGGCGAUCUCGAAAGGGAUUCUGGACGAGAGGACGAACAAAUUCUUGGACCCCCAGACAGGGGUCUACCUGAGCCUGGUCGAGGCGGUGAAGGGGAACUUGAUAGACGCGGACUCGGUGACGGUGAAGGACGGGAGGAGCGGUUUCCGGGAGAGGAUAUGCCUGACCGAGGCGAUCAGGAGCGGGUACAUAGACGGUUGGUCGGGCAGGGUUAGGGUGACGGCCGACUCGAGCAUGUCGCUACGCGAGGCUUACGAGGCCGGGCUGAUAGUGGAUCACAGGGCUGCCGUCUCGUUGCAAAGGGCGAUCCACCAGGGGUUGUACGACCCUCGCACGGGCAAGAUAACGGACCCGAGCACGGGGAGGGCGGUCACGUUGCACGAGGCGAUGAGGAAUUGCCUGGUCAGCCCCGUCCUCCCCUGUUACUGGGACAAGAGGGCGGCCAGGUUGCUCUCGCUCGCUGAGACGUGCAGGGCGGGGGUGAUAGACAGGCGGACGGGGAUGUUCAGGGAGCAAGGAACGGGCGCCGCAGCGGUCACGUUGACCGAGGCCCUCGAGACGGGCCUGAUCGUCGACAUCGAGAGCCCCCUCUGCCUCCAUCAAGCGAUCGCGAUCAACGUUUACGAGCCGGCCACGGGCUCGUUCCGUCAUCCGACCACGAACCGAAAGCUCACCCUUGCCGAGGCAUGCGACGCCGAAUUGAUCGACCCGUACUCGUCCAUCGUCAGGGACGCCCGCCGCGACGUCUACGUGCCCCUGUCCCUCGCCCUCUCCUCGGAACUCGUGGACGGCACCCGCGGCACAUACCUCGCCCUCCCCUCCGACGAGCCACCGAUCGAUCUGAGGGAGGCCGCGAGAAGGGGCUACGUCGUCCCCUCCAACUUCCCCCUGGCCGUCGAGGCGGCCGUGAACUGCGACUUGUACAGGGGCGAGGAGACGGGAGGGGUGUUCAUCGAUCCCCGCCGCAACGAGAGCCACGACCUGGCCGCGGCGUUCGACAAGGGCCUCCUGGACCCGGCCACCACCGCGCUCAAGGACGGGAUCACCGGCCAACUGGUGGCCGUGGAAAGGGGGAUGGAGAACGGGACGAUCGACGCGGCCCGAUGCCGCGUCCUCGACACGAGGACGGAACGAUUCUACCCGAUCGACGUCGCGUUCGAGCGCGGCCUUCUGCUCACUUUGGACAGGCCUCUCGCCUCUCGAGGCCACCCGCCGCCCCCCUCCCGAGGAUACUCGGCCGUGGGUUGUGGCACGAGGGGGGAGGGGGAGGAGCAGGAGGAGGAGGAGGAGGAGGAGGAGGAGGAGGAGGUGUCGUGGAGUCUGGUGACGGCGAUCGAGAAAGGUCUGGUGGACGCGAGGACGGCCGUGGUGAGGGAUCCUGGGAGCGGCCGCUUCGUGGCGAUCGGGGAUGCGCUGGAGGAAAGGAGGAUCCUCGACCCGUCGUGGACGGGGAGGUUCGGCGGACAGGCGAGGUUGGUCCGCGUCGGAGAGGCGGACGUGUAUCUGGCGCAGCCGUUGGGCCUGGAGGAGGCGAUCGAGAGAGGAUUGUUGGACGGGGAGGGGAGGGUGGUGGAUUCGAGGACGAGGGAACGGGUCACGUUGGGGGAGGCGGUCCGCCUCGGUAUCGUGGACCCCGAGUCGGCAGUGGUGAAGGACACGAGGAGGAGGAGAUUGGUACGGUUGGCGGAGGCGUUCAAGAGGGGGCUGAUGGACGCCGAGAAGGGGAACGUGUUGGAGACGGAGACGUCGAGGCUGUACCCGUUGCCGAGGGCGAUCGAGGCAGACCUGUUGAUCACCCCGAGCCGCGGUUUCUCGCUAAUUGACGCGUUACAGUUCGGCCUUUACCACGCGGAUACCGGUAAAUUUCGCGACCCGUUCCGCCCCGCGGCCCCGCUGUCCACGUUGAAACAGGCGAUCGACUCGGCCUCCAUAGAUCCCACGAGCACCGUGAUCAAAGUGCCCGGGGCCGGUAAAAUCGUUAGUUUGUUAGAGGCGGUCAAUGCCGGGAUAGUAGAUCCUAUAGCGGGCAAGCUUAUCGAAGAUCCAUCGGGAAAGAGGCUUGACUUCGCGAAUGCCCUGGAGCAGGGUUAUAUACUCACCGCAGAAGCUAGGCAAGCGGUCGAGGAGAAGUACAAGCUGUGCGACGAAACGUCCUCGAAAUUGCUGAAAUGGAUAUCCGAGGUGGAGGAGCAGUUGGCCAAUCAGGAGAACGCGAAGGAAGACAUCGAGGAGCUUCGAAAUCAAAUAACCGCUAUGAACAAGAUCAAAGUGGACUUGGAAGCGCAUUCGAGGCCAGUCUCCUCCUGCCUCGAUCAGAUCCGUCAAGUGGUUCUGACGGGUGGCAACGUGUUGUCCAGCGAGGAGGUGUCCACGUUGGAGAAGAACGGCCGCUCCUUGAAGACGAGGUUCGACAAAGCCUCGGAUCGUACCGAGAGAAUGGUGAAACGGUUGAACGCGGCCAGAGACGAGUUGGUCAAAUUCAAGAACGAGUUGUCGACGUUCUCGCACUGGUUGGAGGGCGCGAGAAGAAUUCUCGAGAAGAAGGAGCACUCGCUGUCGGACCUGAACCGGUUGCACGCGAGCACGGAUUCGACGCGCGACUUCAUCAGCGACGUGAUAGCCCAUCAAGCGGACCUCCGUUUCAUCACGAUGGCCGCCCAAAAGUUCGUGGACGAGGGGAAGGAGUUCCUGCACGCGUUGAACGAGUUUCGCGCCAACCUCCCCCAACCGCUGCCCGCCAGGGAGGCGAUCCCCUCCGAGGAAUCGGCCGUCCGGGGCGAGGUGGGCCUCGUCUCCUCCCGCUACAAGGACCUGCUCGCCCGCGCCAACCUCCUCUCCGACAAGCUGUCCGGGGUGGGGGGCAGGCAGAGGGACUAUCGGGAGUGGCUGGAGAAGGCCAGGGGUUGGCUGAGGGAGAUGGAGCCGAGGGUGAACAGGGCCGUGUCGGAGGCGACCGCUGCCGAGCCGAAGCAGGUGGAGGAGCAGUUGGGCAGGAUAAAGGCGUUGAACAAGGAGAUGGUGGGCAACGAGCGGUUGGUUGGGAACGUGAGGUCGAGCCUGGAGGCCCUCCUCGGCUCCCUGGAGCUCGUGAACGAGGGUAGCCAGGUGGACGCCUCCCACCUUCGAGACGAGGCCGAGGAGGUGGGCGAGCGGGCGAGCGAGCUGAAGUCGAGGCUGGACGCCAGGUACGAGGAGUUGGAGAGCGCCGCCUCGGCUGUCGGCCAGUUCUACGAGCGGGCGAAGAGCGUGGGCCAGCAGGUGGCCUUGGUCGAGAGGGAGCUGGACUCGAUGAGGGCGUCGAGCAGGGAGGUGAAGGCGUUGAGGGCGCAGAUGGAGGAGGCGGGGAGGGCGAUGGCCAAGGUGGGCCGCCUCUACGAGGAGGUCUCGAGUUUGGAGAGGCUGGGCGAGCGGCUGGCCGACUACGGCGUGGCGGCCGGGUGCGCCUCGGUCGGGGAACAGGUGGAGCAGUUGAAGCGGCAGGUGGGCAGGUUGGACGAGCGGUCGCGCGACCGCCACCACGAGCUCUCCUCAACCCUGGACAAGUUGCAAGAGUUCCACAGGGCGCACGGUUGCGCGAUGGAAGGGAUCGAGGAGGCGAGCGAGCGGGUGAGGCGGUUGAAGCCGGUCGGCUCCGAGGUCGAGUCGAUCAAGGCGCAACAGGAGGACUUCAGGGUGUUGAAGGGGGAGAUGAUAGAGCCGUUGGCGCGUUCCGUGGACGAGUGCAACGGGGCCGGGCAAGCGUUGAUCCAGACGGCGGGCCGCGACGUGAGCACGGCCAACAUCGAGAGGGACUUGGACAGGAUGAACGAGAGGUGGAACGAUCUGAAGGAGAAGCUGAACGAGCGGGAUCGUAGGUUGGACGUGGGACUGCUUCAAUCGGGCAAGUUCCAGGAGGCGUUGGACGGCCUUCAGAAAUGGUUGGCCGACACCGAGGAGAUGGUUUCGAAUCAGAAGCCUCCCUCCUCGGACUACAAGGUGAUCAAGGCGCAGCUACAGGGUCAGAAGUUCCUGAGGAAGAUGCUGAUGGACAGGCAAAACUCGAUGUCCUCGUUGUACAACAUGGGCCAGGAGGUGGCGGGCGGGGCCGACCCCAAGGAGCGGAAGACGAUCGAGAAGCAGUUGAAGGAAUUGGUGGGCAGGUUCGACGAUCUGACGGAGAGCGCGGCGGAGAGGAUGGAGGCGUUGGAGCAAGCGAUGGGCGUGGCGAAACAGUUCCAGGACAAGCUGGUCCCCCUCUCGAUCUGGUUGGACAAGACGGAGAAACGGGUGAGGGACAUGGAACUGGUGCCGACCGACGAGGAGAAGAUCCAACAGCGGGUGACGGAGCACGACGGCCUCCACGAGGACAUCCUCUCGAGGAAGCCCGACUUCAGCGAGCUCACCGAGAUAGCCAGCCAACUGAUGGCGUUGGUCGGGGAGGACGAGGCUGCCGCGUUGGCCGACAAGCUUCAAGACGCGGCCGACAGGUACGCGGCGUUGGUCGAGCGUUCCGAGGCUCUCGGCGGUUUGCUGCAACGCUCGAGGCAAGGGUUGCGCCACCUGGUGCUCAGCUACCAGGAGCUUCAAGCCUGGAUGGAGGGGAUGGAGAUGAGAUUGUCCAAGUACAGGGUGUUGGCAGUGCACACUGAGAAGCUUCUCCAGCAGAUGGAGGAUCUGGCCGACCUGACCGAGGAGGUGUCGAGCCGUCAGACCGAGGUCGACGGGACGACGGACGCCGGCCUCGAGCUGAUGAAGCACAUAUCGAGCGACGAGGCGUUGCAAUUGAAGGACAAGCUCGACUCGUUGCAACGGCGGUUCAACGACCUGGUCAGCCGGGGCUCCGACCUGUUGAAACACGCCCAGGAGUCGUUGCCCCUCGUCCAGCAGUUCCACGACAAUCACAAUCGGUUGAUGGACUGGAUGCAGGCGGCCGAGUCCGCCCUGCAGUCGGCCGAGCCACGCGAGGACGAGAUCGUCCGUUUGGAGAUGGAGAUAUCCGAGUACAGGCCCGUCCUCGACAAGAUAAACGCGGUGGGCCCCCAGUUGUCCCAGUUGUCGCCGGGCGAGGGGGCCGCCACCAUCGAGGCGUUGGUCACCAGGGACAACAGAAGGUUCGACGCGAUUGCCGAGCAGAUUCAACGGAAGGCGGAGAGGAUACAGUUGAGCAAGCAACGCUCCCUCGAGGUGAUAGGGGACAUAGACGAUCUGUUGGAGUGGUUCCGCGAGGUGGACAAUCAGUUGAGGGAGGCCGAGCCGCCCAGCAGCGAGCCGGAGAUCAUCAGGGUUCAAUUGAAGGAGCACAAGGCGCUGAACGACGAUAUCUCGAGCCAGAAGGGACGCGUAAGGGACGUGAUCUCGACGGCGAAGAAGGUGAUCCGGGAGAACAGCCGGCACGAGGACACGUCGACCAUCAGGGAGAACAUGGAGGACCUUAGGGAGACGAUGGAGAUCGUGUCGGGUCUCUCCGCGGACAGGCUCGGCGCCUUGGAGCAAGCGUUGCCCUUGGCCGAGCAUCUGCGCGACACCCACGUAGGCUUGGUGAGCUGGUUGGAGGAGGCCGAGCAACAGGUGGCCAUGCUUCCCAUGCCCGCGCUGAGGCCCGACCUGAUAGUCGCCCAGCAGGACAAGAACGAGCUCCUGGUGCAGAGCAUCAACGAGCACAAACCGUUGGUCGAGAAGUUGAACAAGACCGGCGAGGCUCUGAUAAAGUUGUGCAACGAGGAGGAGGGUAUGAAGAUACAGGACAUCCUGGAAGCGGACACGGCCCGGUACGCGGCCCUCAGGGCGGAACUUCGAAGCAGGCAGCAAACGUUGGAGCAAGCGCUUCAAGAAUCGUCCCAGUUCUCCGACAAGUUGGAGGGAAUGCUGCGCGCCCUUUCGUCCACGGCGGACCAGGUGAACGGGGCCGAGCCGAUAAGCGCCCAUCCGGGCAGGUUGAGGGAUCAAAUGGAGGAGAACUCGGCCCUGAUCGACGAGUUGGCGCAGAGGUCGGAGGCGUACGCGGCCGUGAAGAGGGCGGCCGACGACGUGAUAAGCAAGGCCGGGAACAGGGCCGAUCCGGCCGUGAAGGACAUCAAACGAAAGUUGGAGAAGUUGAACAAGUUGUGGGCCGACGUGCAAAAAUCGACCACCGAUCGAAGCCACACCCUCGACGAUGCCCUCCAAAUCGCGGAGAAAUUCUGGUCCGAGUUGAACGGGGUGAUGUCCACUCUGCGAGAGUUGCAGGACGCGCUGGCGGGCCAGGCACCGCCCGCCGCACAGCCGGCCGCCAUACAGCAGCAACAGGUCGCCCUGCAGGAGAUCAGGCACGAGAUCGAUCAGACGAAGCCGGACGUGGAACAGGUGCGCGCCUCCGGCCACGAGUUGAUGGGUUUGUGCGGGGAGCCGGACAAGCCGGAGGUGAGGAAGCACAUCGAGGAUUUGGAUCAAGCGUGGGACAACGUGACCGCUUUGUACGCGAGGCGGGAGGAGAAUCUGAUCGACGCGAUGGAGAAAGCUAUGGAGUUCCACGAGACGUUGCAGAAUCUUCUCGAGUUUUUGGAGGAGGCCGAGGAGAAAUUCGCCCGCAUGGGACCCCUCGGGAGCGACAUCGACGAGGUUAAGAAACAGAUCAAACAAUUGGCCAAUUUCAAAGCGGAAGUAGAUCCUCACAUGGUCAAGGUCGAGGCUCUCAACAGGAGUCUGACAAGACAAGCCGCCGAAUUAACGGAGAGGACGUCGUCGGAGCAAGCGGCGGCCAUAAAGGAGCCGUUGGGCGCGGUGAACAAACGAUGGGACGGAUUGCUUCGGGGUCUCGUGGAGAGGCAGAGGUUGCUGGAGAACGCGUUGCUCCGCCUCGGGCAAUUCCAACACGCGUUGGACGAGUUGUUGGUGUGGAUCGAGAAGACGGACGACACGUUGGACAAUUUGAAGGCGGUCGCCGGGGACCCUCAGGUGAUCGAGGUGGAGCUUGCCAAGCUGAAGGUGUUGGUGAACGAUAUCCAGGCCCAUCAGACGAGCGUGGACACGUUGAACGACGCGGGCAGGCAAUUGAUCGAGGACGGGAAGGGAACGGCCGAGGCAUCAACGACCGCCGAGAAGCUGGGCACGCUGAAUCGCCGUUGGCGCGAUCUGUUGCAGCGCGCGGCCGACCGUCAACGGGAACUGGAGGACGCUCUGAGGGAGGCGCAGUCGUUCACAGCCGAGAUCCAGGAUCUGUUGUCGUGGCUGGGCGACGUGGACAACACCAUCGUUGCCUCGAAGCCUGUCGGCGGUUUACCGGAAACGGCCACCGAACAAUUGGAGCGUUUCAUGGAGGUGUACAACGAGUUGGAGCAGAGUCGGGGCAAGGUCGAGACCGUGCUCCAACAAGGUCAAGAGUACCUGAAGCGCGCCGAUUCGAGCAGCGCUGGGGGAUUGAGCCACAAUUUGAAGACGUUGAAGCAACGAUGGGACAACGUGACGGCGCGCGCCAACGACAAGAGGAUCAAGCUCGAGAUCGCCCUGAAGGAGGCGACCGAGUUCCACGACGCCCUCCAAGCGUUCGUCGAUUGGCUGACCAACGCGGAGAAGAUCCUGACGAAUUUGAAACCCGUCUCGAGGGUGAUGGAGACGAUCCUCGGCCAGAUAGAGGAGCACAAAGCGUUCCAGAAGGACGUGGGCGUGCACCGCGAGACGAUGCUGAACCUCGACAAGAAGGGGACCCACUUGAAGUACUUCUCCCAGAAGCAGGACGUGAUACUGAUCAAAAACUUGUUGAUAAGCGUGCAGCACAGGUGGGAGAGGGUCGUCUCGAAAUCGGCCGAGAGGACCAGGGCGUUGGAUCACGGUUACAAGGAGGCGAGGGAAUUCCACGACGCUUGGUCCGCUCUGAUGAAUUGGCUGGACGAAACCGAGAGGAUCUUGGACGAGGUAGCCGGGGACGGGGCAGGCCUCGGUGGCAACGACCCGGAGAAGAUCAAGGCGAGGUUGAACAAGCAUCGAGAGUUGCAGAAAGCGCUUAGCUCGAAGCAGGGCGCGUACGACCUUGCGAUGAAGAACGGGAAAUCGUUGAAGGACAAGGCGCCGAAGAGCGACGAGCUCGCGUUGAAGGAAUUGUUGAACGAGUUGAAGAACAAGUGGACGACCGUGUGCGGCAAGUGCGUGGACAGGCAGAGGAGGCUCGAGGAGGCGUUGCUGUUCUCGGGACAGUUCAAGGACGCCGUGCAGGCGUUGCUCGAGUGGCUGGUCAAGUCCGAGAAGCAAUUGGCCAACACGGGGCCGCUGUUCGGCGACCUCGACACGGUCACGAACUUGGUCGAGCAGCACAAAACGUUCGAGAAGGAUCUCGAGUCGAGGGCCACCCAGAUGGAGUCCGUGAUCAGGACGGGGCGCGAGCUCCUCGACAAGGCGACCCAGGACGACGCGGCCGCGAUCGGCUCUCAGCUGGCCGAGUUGAACGACCUCUGGGACACCGUGACCAGGCUUUCGACGGAGAAGACCGGGCGGCUGGAGGCCGCCCUCAGGGAGGCGGAACGGCUGCACAAGGCUGUCCACGUGCUUCUCGAGUGGUUGAGCGACGCCGAGAUGAAGCUGAGAUUCGCCGGACAGUUGCCCGAGGACGAGCAGGAGAGCAGGAACCAGUUGAUGGAGCACGAGAAGUUCCUGCGGGAAUUGAGGGCGAAGGAGGUGGAGAAGGAGCAGACGUUGGAACUGGCGCAGGCGAUCCUCGCCAAGGCGCAUCCGGACGGCGCUCUGGUCAUCAAGCAUUGGAUAACGAUCAUUCAAUCGAGGUGGGAGGAGGUGUCCACGUGGGCCCAGCAAAGGAAUCAGAGGCUUGAGAAUCAUAUGCGUGGACUUCAGGAUCUCGACAAUCUUUUGGAGGAGUUGUUGUCGUGGUUGGAAGGGUUGGAGAACACCCUGAACGCGCUCGAGGCCGAGCCACUGCCGGACGACAAAGCCACUCUGGAAAUGUUGAUCGGGGAGCACAGGGAGUUUAUGGAGAGCACUAGUCGUAGACAGGACGAGGUCGAUCGCGUGUGCAAAGCCAGGCAGAUCAAAUCCGCGAAAGACGCGAAGAAGAUAACGAAGGCUAAGUCGCCCGCGCCAACCCGAGCCAGCCCAGGUCGUGAGAGAACGCCCGAUUCGUUGCCGCACAUCGGCCCACGCUUCCCACCUAAAGGAAGCAAAGGCGCCGAACCUGAGUUCCGUAGCCCGAGAGUGAAACUUUUGUGGGACAGAUGGAGACACGUUUGGAUGUUGGCUUGGGAACGUCAACGCCGUCUACAGGAUAAAUAUAAUUACAUACAGGAAUUGGACCGAGUCGCGAACUUCAGUUGGGAAGAUUGGCGUAAGAGGUUCCUGAAAUUCAUGAAUCACAAAAAGUCAAGGCUAACGGAUCUCUUCAGAAAGAUGGAUAAGAACAACGACGGUUUGAUCCCACGUGAGGAUUUCAUCCAAGGAAUCAUGAAUACCAAAUUUGAGACUUCGAGGUUAGAAAUGGGAGCAGUCGCGGAUCUGUUUGACCAACAUGGCGAAGGAUUGAUAGACUGGAAGGAGUUCAUCGCAGCUUUGAGACCAGAUUGGGAAGAACGUAGGACGUACAAUGAUACGGACAAGAUCCAUGAUGAAGUGAAACGAUUGGUGAUGCUCUGUACUUGUCGACAGAAAUUCCGCGUGUUCCAAGUUGGCGAAGGAAAAUAUAGGUUCGGAGACAGUCAAAAGUUGCGAUUGGUACGAAUUCUACGAUCGACCGUAAUGGUACGAGUCGGUGGUGGUUGGGUAGCUUUGGACGAAUUUUUAUUAAAAAAUGAUCCUUGCCGCGCCAAGGGAAGAACGAAUAUCGAGCUGCGAGAGCAAUUCAUAUUGGCGGACGGGGUCAGCCAGACAAUGACGGCGUUCAGAUCGAAGCCGAGCCCUACCUCCACGUUGCAGCGUACCCAUAUCUCAUCCGCGAGUGCCGGACCCAUCACCAAGGUGAGGGAGCGAAGCGCGCGAAGCGUUCCAAUGGGACAAUCGCGGGCAUCCCGCUCCUCGCUCAGCGCCGGCACGCCGGACAGCCUGAGCGACAACGAGAGUUCCUUCAAGAUUGCCUCGGCAAGGAAAUCGAGUACACCGUACAGAAGCACAAUCACACCUGGAGGUAGUCGACCGUCCUCGAGACCGGCUUCGAGACCAGCAUCCAGACCAACCAGCAGACCCGGAAGUAGACCGGCGUCCCGACAGGGAAGCAAGCCACCGAGUCGAUAUGGAUCCACUCAGUCGUUGGACAGCACCGACGAGUCGACGAACGUGAGCCGUAUUCCGCGAAGAACGGCGGUGAGCACGACGGGAAAUACUCCUACGUCUAGCAGGCACAAUAGCGUUUCAGGGAAACGGCUUGGAACGCCUGUGAACGGGUCGAGUUCGCGGCCCCGAACACCCACAGGGCUUGUUAGCCCCGCGAGUGGUGUCCCAUCCAGGUUUGGCACGAUCCAUAGAGCUUCGAGCAUUCCAACCCUGACUGGUGUCGGCACACCGAUCAGCCGCUCGAGGAUCCCCGUGUACGUGGGCACGGAUAUUAAAUCCCCACAAUCGACGACCAGCAAUAUUUCCACUCAUUCUACGCAAAGCAACCACUCGACUGUUUCUACCGAUUCUACCGGGAGCAGCUCGAUGUGUACAAAUUCAGCCACUAACACCUCGUCGGCCGUUAAGCAAGCUAGAACGAGGACACCGUCCAGUGGAUCGAGCACGCCACUGCCUCCAUCGUUGAAGCUGUCCAGGAAGCCUUCCGGUGCAUCGGACACAUCCGUCUCGACGACGACAACGACAACGACGACGACACCCGCCUCCCAUCGAAAAGGAAAACCGACCCCGGUCGAUCAACGCGCGCCCUUCCGUUUAUAGUAGUCGUCACAGCAGCUCGAGAUAAAAAAAAAAAAAAAAAAAAAAAAUAGGCAAUAAACGGCGGCCGGUUAUGCUUCGAGGAUCGAGAAUAUUAAAUCGAAAGAUCAAAAAUCGCGCGCGCCUGCGAGAGCGCUAUUUAUUAGGAUAUUCUAAUGAUAUAUAUAUAAAUAAUAUAUAAAAAGGAAAAGAAGCAUAAAAAGAAAAAAAAAAAAUAAUGACUCUUCGAACGAGAGGGGUCGCCCGAGAGAGGUUGGUUUGUUGCUUGCUAUCCCUCGUUGCCAAUCGUUGCCAAGCGUUGCCAAGCGUUGCCAAGCUUCUCUCUUUUCCCUUCCCAGCCUCGAACGAACAAAUUAACGAAUUAACGAUUAAGGAGAAGGAUGAGAAGAAGGAGGAGGAAGAGGCUGCCCCUCUCGGGUAUACGCCCCGAAUCGAGUAUAAAAAAGAGCUUAUAUAACACAAUUGAUGAGAUAUUUUGUAAAAAAGAAAAAAAGUAUAGAGGAAAUGACGAUUACGAUGACGACGAUGAAUGGACGCGCGUUCGAAUGAGAGUGAGAGAGAGAGAGAGAGAGAGAGAGAGUGAGCGCGCGAUCCGAAAAAAAAAGGGAAUAAUUGAUCGCGAUAACCGCGAACGUCCGUAUAAUGUACGUAAAUAAAUCGAUACGUACGAGGGGGAGACGUUCGCUCCGCGAAUAUUAUGACGACGACGACGAUGACCGAAAUGAAUUUAACAUUAUUUCGUAAAUAAGUUUUUCUUUACCGAAAGAAUUAGCUCGUAACGAUUAAUUGUAAUUGUAAUUUUACGUUAUCCAUAGGGAUUAUUACUACUACUAUUAUUACUACUACUAUUACUACUGCUACUACUACUACUACUACUACUAUUACUACUACUACUAGGUUUUUACCGGUCGUAACACAAUCGAAGAAACGAGCGUUUCAUGUUCGCGGGUGUAAUGCGUAUUCACGAAUCACGAGAUCGCCGACUUCGUCGAUUCGAUCGAUUCUUUCUUUUUUUCCUCUUCCACGUUUCUUUUCCACGUUGUGUUUCUCUAUUUUUGUUUUCCGUUUUUUUUCUUUCUUUCUAAUUACCAUUCGUUAAUCACCGCUCCGUCUCUCGUUUUUUCACUUUACGAUAGAGAAGAAGAAAAAAGGGCCCCUACGGAAGAGAGCACGAUCGAUAUCAAGAGAGAGUGAGAGUAAGAGAGAGAGACGAAGAAAUAAGCAUCGUGUAAAUAAUGCUCGAUCCUCCUCCGAGUCGGUAUCGCGCCGGGAACUCCACUCCGCGAGUAAGACAAUUUCCUAAAAGAGAAAAAGAAAAAAAGAGAAAAAAAAAAAAAAAAGAAAGAAAAAGACGAAUUUAACGCUACUAUUUACACGCAACACGAUUGCCUUAAGUCUGUCGCCGUAAAACCGCUUUUGCGCGAAAUCGUACCUGCCUUACCGAAGUGAGCCGACCAACGGAUGAACCGAAAGGGCCCUUGAACCAAGUUGUUAUCGGCCGAGCGAACGAAAUAAUGUACGAACAUAACCUGUGUUUCGAUGUCCGGUGGAAAAAGAAGAGAAACCAGUUCCAAGCAACCAGUCUUGUCGGGCUUUACAAACGGUGUAAAUCUAUUUUGCAAAUUUCCUAGCGUUUUCUCCCUUCCUCCAUCCCUUUUUCUUCCUCUUUUUUUUACAUUUUAGAACGCGCGCGCGAGAGAGAGAGAGAGAGAGAAAGAGAAAGCACGAUUCGAGUAACGAACGAACGAACGAAUGAUGCGAUUAAUCUAUUAACUAUUCUUAAAUGUUUAAUCUCUGUUUUCCGCUUUACUUGAAGGUUCUGUAUCGUCGCUAUUACUAAUUGCAGUGGAAAAAAAAAAAUAUACGCAAAACGCACACGCAUUUGACACCAAAAAACAAAAAAAAACAAAAAAAAAAAAAUAAUACGAAAAAAAUGAAAA
This is a messenger RNA of Apis laboriosa (Himalayan honeybee), 28045 nucleotides long. It is a transcript of the gene shot, whose product is annotated as microtubule-actin cross-linking factor 1, isoforms 1/2/3/5-like. NCBI's taxonomy places the organism in Eukaryota, Metazoa, Arthropoda, Insecta, Hymenoptera, Apidae. The record is from RefSeq and is a predicted model, not a curated record. The coding region runs from base 1344 to 26108 and encodes 8254 amino acids. Gene Ontology annotation, cellular component: cytoplasm; intermediate filament; membrane. Gene Ontology annotation, molecular function: microtubule binding; calcium ion binding; structural molecule activity. Gene Ontology annotation, biological process: wound healing; intermediate filament cytoskeleton organization. The transcript has 35 exons.